AUGAAAAUUCCUAUUAAAUCUGAUUUAGAUGUUGAACUGAGUAAAUUUUUGUAUCAAUACAGAAACACUCCUCAUACAACCACAAAAGAAAAUCCUACUAAAAUCCUAUUAGGCAAAUCAGUGAGAUUUAUUUUUGACCUUCUUAAACCACAAACUGACGACAUAGUUCAAAGCAAACAAAUGACUCAAAUUCAAAAUAGUGGAAAGAGAGAUAUUACUUAUGAGUUAAAUGAAAAAGUAUUUGUGAGGGAUUAUAGAUCUCCAAGUCCUAAGUGGAAAUCAGCUGUUGUAACAAAAGUAUUAGGUACUAGAAACUAUCAGGUCACCAUAGAUGAUGAAAAUCUCAUUUUGAAGCGUCAUGUAGAUCAAAUGUUAAAAAAUAAAGAAUCCAAUCAUAAACAAAUUUCCAAUACCUAA
This is a messenger RNA of Acyrthosiphon pisum (pea aphid), 417 nucleotides long. RefSeq lists its product as uncharacterized. The transcript has 2 exons. NCBI's taxonomy places the organism in Eukaryota, Metazoa, Arthropoda, Insecta, Hemiptera, Aphididae. The record is from RefSeq and is a predicted model, not a curated record. The coding region runs from base 1 to 417 and encodes 138 amino acids.